GGGGGCGAGGGCCCCGGGGGCAGCACGGCCUAUGUCGUGUGUGGGGUCAUCAGCUUCGCCCUGGCCGUCGGCGUUGGCGCCAAGGUGGCCUUCAGCAAAGCGUCGCGCGCGCCCAGGGCGCACCGGGAGAUCAACGUGCCCAGGGCUUUGGUGGACAUUCUGAGGCACCAGGGGGGCCCUGGGACCCGCCCGGACAGAGCCCGAAGCAGCUCCCUGACCCCAGGGAUCGGGGGUCCCGACAGCAUGGGCCCCAGGACACCCAAAAACCUCUACAACACCAUGAAGCCAUCCAACCUCGAUAACCUGCACCACAACUACCUGCACCUCAACGUCAGCAGCCCCACGCACCACUCUGCCACGCUGGACUGGCGCGCCGUUCCCCCACCCAGCCCCCCGCUGCACUAUUCCACGCUGUCCUGCUCCCGGUCCUUCCACAACCUUUCGCACCUGCCCCCCUCCUACGAAGCGGCUGUGAAGUCGGAGCUGAACCGAUACUCCUCCCUCAAAAGGCUGGCCGAGAAGGACUUGGACGACGCGUACCUGAAGCGGCGGCCUCUGACCGAGGGACCCCGCGGAACGCUGCCUCUGCACGCAUUGCGGCGCCCGGGAACCGGGGGCGGAUACCGCACCGACGCCUGGGGACCCGAGCCGCUGGGUCUGGCGCCCGCGCCACACCCGCGCCGCGUGAUGUCGCAGGAGCACCUGCUGGGCGACGGCGGCCGCUCGCGCCACGAGUUCACGCUGCCGCGCGCGCGCCUGGUGUCGCAGGAGCACCUGCUGCUGUCGUCGCCCGAGGCCCUGCGCCAGAGCCGCGAGCACCUGCUGUCGCCGCCGCGCAGCCCCGCGCUGCCCCCCGAGCCUGCGGCGCGCGCCGGCCUGGCCGCCUCACACUCCAACCUGCUGCUCGGGCCCGCGGGGCCGCCCACCCCACUGCACGCGCUGCCCCCCGCCGGCCUGCACGCGCCGCUGCACCACCACGCGCUGCACGGCUCCCCGCAGCCUGCUUGGGCCGCCGAAGGCGGGGGGACGCUGGCGCGGCGCGCGCCCUUCCAGCGCCAGGGCACGCUGGAGCAGCUGCAGUUCAUCCCGGGCCACCACCUGCCGCAGCACCUGCGCACCGCCAGCAAGAACGAGGUGACCGUGUGACCCCUGCUCCCGGACGUCAGCGCCGCGGAGGAGGAGGCUGCACACGACGUACCGGCGAUGGGGGCGGGGUCCUGCCCUGCGGGGUCACUGCAGGAAGGACGCCGCCUUCCCAUCCUGUCAUCACCGAGGACCCUGCUGCCUCUGCGGGUGUCACUCAUGCUGUGUCCGCUUCCUGUGGCGCCACCACGAAGACCCCUGCCUGUGGUGUCACCGACAACAAUGCCUUGUCCCAUAACAUGGUCCCCAGAGACAAAGAUCGCCUCCUCUGAUGUCACCUCCGAGGCAGUCUCCCACUCCGAGGUCAUCUUUGGCCCAAGACCUCCGAGCACCAUACGCACAGAGAAUCGGUUUCUUCCUGUGUCCUCCAUGGAGAGGAUGCCUCCACCCAACGCUGUCACUGCUCCAGUCAAAGCCAUCUCCUGGGGACACGCUGUGGGGAAAAGCCCUGCAACUGCGUCCUCACCUGUGACGUGGCCUCCUUUCCACGACACGAUCACAGGACUCUGCCUCCCCCUCCCCAUGAUGCCAUCGCCAGAGAAGGUGCCUUGCUUGCCCCGUGAGGCCAUCAGAGGGACCAGCCUCCUGGGAUGUAACCAGAGGUGACAGUCUGCUUCUGGGACCCCUGCGGGGAACUAC
Octodon degus (degu) is the source of this 1782-nucleotide messenger RNA. RefSeq names its product shisa family member 7 (gene Shisa7). Gene Ontology annotation, biological process: regulation of AMPA receptor activity; regulation of short-term neuronal synaptic plasticity. The annotation marks the transcript as partial. The record is from RefSeq and is a predicted model, not a curated record. Gene Ontology annotation, cellular component: postsynaptic density; dendritic spine membrane; AMPA glutamate receptor complex. Lineage: Eukaryota; Metazoa; Chordata; Mammalia; Rodentia; Octodontidae. The transcript is spliced from 5 exons.